Molecule: messenger RNA, 2753 nt
Organism: Morus notabilis
Lineage: Eukaryota; Viridiplantae; Streptophyta; Magnoliopsida; Rosales; Moraceae
Product: G-type lectin S-receptor-like serine/threonine-protein kinase At4g27290
Exons: 7
Coding region: 86-2551 (821 amino acids)
Biological process (GO): recognition of pollen; protein phosphorylation
Molecular function (GO): ATP binding; protein serine/threonine kinase activity
Source: RefSeq, a predicted model, not a curated record
AGAAAAAAAUAAGUCUGACUGUCUCUUUUUUAGUCCUUGACAAUUCUGAAGAACCAAGUACUAACAUAAGGCACUAAGCUUAUCAAUGGAAGCUCUUCAACUUUGCACCAUUUUGAUCUCUUUCGUGCUCUCCCUCCUACCAUUGUUGCAAUUCUCUUGGGCUGCUCAUAUUGAUGCCAUAACUCCGAACCAAUCACUCAAAGAUGAUAGUAACCUUACUACUUUGAUUUCCCCGGGCCAAACAUUUGAGAUAGGCUUCUUCUCUCCCCCCGGAAAUUCAAAGAACAGGUACUUGGGAAUGUGGUACAAGAGGAAGCCUGAAACAAUUGUCUGGAUUGCCAACAGAAACACCCCGCUGACCGAGCCAAAUGGCGAAUUCGCCAUUAAUGCAGGGAAACUUGUUCUUCUCAAUAGCACAAGGAGCGUCAUUUGGUUCCCAAAUGUAUCAAGCAACGUUGCAAAUAGUCCGAUUGCUCUGCUUUUGGACAGGGGAAAUCUGGUGCUUCAAGAGCAAGAAAAUGCGAACAGUGACAUUUAUCUAUGGCAAAGCUUUGAUUAUCCUACUGACACACUCUUGAAUGGCAUGAAGCUUGGAUGGGACUUGAAUACUGGCUUCGAACGAUACUUGACAUCGUGGAAAAGCGCCGAUGAUCCAUCCAGUGGUGAUGUUACUUACAGGAUGAACGUAACCGGUGGGCUGUUUCAAAGUUCACUUAAGAUGGAUAUGACUAAAAAAUUUCGGUCGGGUAUAUGGAACGGAAUUCGAUUCAGUGGAGUGAAAGAGCAGCUUGUGCUAACCGUUUUCAAUAUUGUACAUGUAUUUAAUGAGGAGGAGGCAUACCUAAUGGUUAAGCGUACUGACAACUCUACGAUUUCGCUAGCACAGUUGAAUUAUUCGGGUUUCGUGCAGCAUCUUGUUUUGCUGAAUGAAACUUCUAAAUGGACUGCUAUGUACACAUCGCCAACUGAUGAACAAUGUGAUAGUUAUGGCCACUGCGGCGCUAAUGCAAUGUGUACAAGUGGUCAAUAUCCAAUACUAUGCGACUGUUUAACGGGCUACACACCAAGCUCUGAAGAAGAAUGGAGAGGUCUAACUUGGUCCAAGGGAUGCGUGAGGAAGACCCCAUUAGGUUGCGAAAAAGGAGAAGGAUUUGAAAAGGUUGCCGAGGUAAAAUUGCCAGACUUGUUGGAUUUUUCAUUUAACAAGAAUAUGAACCUUAGAGAAUGCAAGGAGGCUUGCUUGAACAACUGUUCUUGUAUCGCUUUUGCUAAUUCUGAUAUCACGAAAGGAGGCAGUGGCUGCUUGAGGUGGUUUGGUGACUUGAUUGAUAUCCGAGAUAUGCCGGCGAAAGGUAGCGAACAAGAUCUCUAUAUACGACUCUCUGCUGCAGAAAUGAAAUCAAUCCGUGAUGCGAAUAAGAAGAAAACACUAAAAAUCAUCUUGUCGGCUUCGUUGAGCACUGGAGCGUUUAUGUUUUGUGUCGCAUUCUGGUGCAUAAGGUGGAAACUGAGAAAAAGGGUAAAAGGUAAAAGCAAGGAUGAAGAUGUAGACCUGCCUACAUUUGAUUUGGCUGCAAUUGUUGCAGCUACAAACAACUUUUCCGCAGCAAAUAUUAUAGGAUCUGGUGGAUUCGGUCCUGUUUAUAAGGGGAAACUUUCUACAGGACAAGAUCUUGCAGUGAAGAGACUGUCAAAGAAUUCAGGACAGGGUUUUACAGAGUUCAAGAAUGAAGUCGAAUUGAUUGUAAAGCUUCAACAUAGGAAUCUUGUUGCUCUUUUGGGUUGUUGUAUUCAAAAGGAAGAAAGAAUAUUGAUCUAUGAGUACAUGCCAAAUAAGAGCUUGGACCAUUACAUCUUUGAUGGCAAAAGAUGCACAACACUGCCGUGGCACAAGCACUUCAACAUUAUCCGAGGCAUUGCAAGAGGUCUUCUUUACCUACACCAAGAUUCUAAACUUCGGAUUGUUCACCGAGAUCUCAAAGCGAGUAAUAUUUUGCUAGACAACAAUCUUGACCCUAAGAUUUCAGAUUUCGGUUUGGCUAGGAUUUUCGGUGAUGAUGAUAGAGAAGAGAAAACAAAAAGAAUUGUUGGAACAUAUGGCUACAUAUCACCAGAGUACGUAAUUGAUGGGAAGUUCUCUGUCAAAUCAGAUGUUUUCAGCUUUGGUGUGGUCAUGUUAGAGACCGUUAGCGGUAAAAAGAAUAGAAGCUUCAAUCACAAAAAUCACCAGCAUAACCUUUUGGGACAUGCAUGGUUGCUGUGGAAUCAAGGCAAAGCCUUGGAUCUAAUGAACGUGUGUUUCAAUGAUUCAUACGUCGAAUCUCAGGUGCUGAGAUGCAUUCAAGUGGGUUUGUUAUGUGUCCAAAAGUUCCCAUACGACAGACCAACAAUGUCGUCCGUGGUUUUCAUGUUGGAAAAUGAGGGAUCUAUCUUGCCUCAACCUAAAGAGCCUGGUUUCUUCAUGGAAAGGAGUUCAAUGGAAGAGGGCUCCACAUCAGAAUAUUCACGUUCUAAAAACAUAGUGACUGUAACGCUUCCGAGUGGUAGAUAGAUUGAUCAUGAUCAUAUUAUCCUUUAAUGACUUUUUGCUGGAAGAUUUAUAAUAUUGUUCGACCAUCAAAUUGCUGAAGCAUGGCUCUCUCUGCUUUCAACGCUGCUACGCCCGGGGCCGCAGCGCUCGGCUUUAUUUUUUAUUUUUAUUUUUAUUUUUUUUUCUUCUUCUUUUUCUCUCCUUUUUUCAGUCAUGAUUAGGC